ACGACAGCGACCCGGCGAGGCGAAACCGCGUGCGGGGCGGCGCCGCUGUCGUCGCCGGCCGUGCGGGGCCCGCGCCGCGCCGCGCCGUCGACGUCUAGAAGCGAAGCCUGAUCCGUUCCGCGCCGGCGCAGUAUAUAGCACGGGCCGAGCACCCCCGAGCUGAGCAACCAACCCAUCCAGGCUUUCUCUCUCUCUCUCAAGCACACACACGCACACGACACCAGCUGAAAUCUAGUUAGCUCGGGUCAGCAUCGUCUAGAGCAUCUCCAUGGCUUCGACGGCGGCGUCCAACCUGUGGCUCGGCGGGCUCGCCGCCGCGGUGCAGGGGGCGUGGCAGGCGGUGGCGGCCGGCCACGGCGACACGGGGGCGAGCCACCAGCAGCUGCAGCAGAAGAAGAAGACAGCGGCGGUGCAAGGAGCCGCCGCGGCCGGGGGGAAGAAGGCGGCGGAGGAUGUCGGGAGGUGCGGCGGCGCCAUGUCCGACACCACAGUUUACCUGCUGCUCGACUGGUUCGCGCCCAGCUGAUUAUUCUUCGCCGCCGCCGCCGCGACAGCCGGCAGCUCGAUCUGUGUAAAUAAAAUGCUGUAAAUAAAAAACUAGAAUUGAAAUGCCAUCUUGCAUUUUCGCUGGCCAUGCGCUUGUUCUGUAUCGCCGAACGUGCACUCAAAGCAACGCUGUUCUACCGAUCAGUCCUCUUUCAA
This is a messenger RNA of Panicum virgatum (switchgrass), 702 nucleotides long. RefSeq lists its product as uncharacterized. The coding region runs from base 269 to 526 and encodes 85 amino acids. The record is from RefSeq and is a predicted model, not a curated record. NCBI's taxonomy places the organism in Eukaryota, Viridiplantae, Streptophyta, Magnoliopsida, Poales, Poaceae. The transcript has a single exon.